This is a messenger RNA of Ananas comosus (pineapple), 1452 nucleotides long. Its product is annotated as transcription termination/antitermination protein NusG. Bases 57 to 1184 code for a protein of 375 amino acids. Lineage: Eukaryota; Viridiplantae; Streptophyta; Magnoliopsida; Poales; Bromeliaceae. The record is from RefSeq and is a predicted model, not a curated record. Gene Ontology annotation, biological process: DNA-templated transcription elongation; transcription elongation-coupled chromatin remodeling. The transcript has 5 exons.
AAACCGUUAAUCGCGGAACAAACCAAUCCGUCCAUGUAUUUUUUAGGGGAGGCGAUAUGAUGCACUCGACCCUUCUUCUCCAGUGGAGGAGCCCUCCGCUCCCCUCUCUUCACCCCCUCUCCCUCCCCACGCGCUCCCCCUCCUCCUCUUUAUCCCCUCCACCGCCAUUAUCGCCUCCUCUCACCACCUUCUCCCUCGGCGGCGGCGGCUGCGGCGGUGGAGGCGAGCUCACGGCGAGAGAGCGGCGGCAGCUGCGGCAUGAGAGGCGCGAGAGCCGAGCGGGGAGCGCGAAUUGGAGGGAGGAGGUGGAGGAGCGGCUCCUCCACAAGCCGAAGAAGAAGCCGAGGGCGUCGUGGACGGAGGAGCUCAACCUCGACCUCCUCGCGCGGCUCGGGCCCCGGUGGUGGGUCGUGCGCGUGUCGCGCGCCACGGGGCACGAGACCGCGGAGCGCCUCGCCCGUGCCCUAGCGCGGGGUUUCCCCGAUCUCGAGUUCAAGGUUUAUUAUCCAUCUGUCCGUGAGAAAAGGAAACUGAAAAAUGGUUCUAUCAGUAUUAAAUCAAAGCCUCUUUUUCCUGGAUGUGUUUUCCUACACUGUACUUUGAACAAGGAGAUUCAUGACUUCAUUAGAGAAUGUGAUGGUAUUGGAGGCUUUAUUGGAUCUAGAGUUGGAAAUACAAAGCGGCAGAUCAACAAGCCUAAACCUGUAGAAGUUGAUGAGAUGGAAGCGGUCUUCAAACAAGCAAAAGAGGAACAACAAAAAGCCGAUCAAGCUUUCAAAGAGGAGGAGCAGGAAGAGCAUGUUAAUAUUAGAGAAAGCAUAAAGCUUAAGGAUAAGAUGAUAAGUCGGUUAAAGAAAGAGACUUCUAACAGUGGGAAGGGUCACAAAUCUCUUAUACCUGGUGUUCCUGUUCGUGUUCUCUCUGGCCCUUUUACGGAAUUCACAGGCCGCCUUAAGGAGCUGGAUCUGAAGAAUGGAAAGGUAAUUCUUGGAGGGCUACUGUUGGAUUCAUGUUGUUUGGCAAGGAGAGCUUUGUUGAUCUGGAAAUUGAUCAAGUCGAUGCAGCCAACACAUAAUGGCAUAGUGUCCAUGGACUCGGCUAUUGUUUCAGCAAAGGAGCGCAUACCAAUGAUUGAAUAUAUUGCCACGGAGCGGUGUCCAAGAUUUUUAAUGACGAGCCAAUAAAAAAGGCUGGAUCGGUUAUCAUUGUGUUAGUUGUUAUGUCACUCGAAGAAUCAUUAGAAACAUACAAUAUCUACUACCAUGGCCGGAGAAGAUGAGAAUAGGAUGGGAUCUCAUGUUUGAAUUGUAAUAUUCUUUUUUUCGAUUGUCGUGUAAUACUCGGUCAAAACGUUUCAAAAGGAUGGCUACAGGAUGGUUCGAUUUGAUAUUUCGGGGAUUCUUAACCAUAGAUAUGCCCUUUUGCUUUUUUAAGCAAAGUUUGGUUUCUUUA